AACCCAAAACUUAAUUCAUUACAGUAGACCAGAUUCUUUUAAAAUACACAUUAUAUAAAUCAUCUUUUCUGACAAAUAACCGCAGAACAUGCGUUUUUCAGUGUACGAAAAAAAGGAUUGUUGUGUUACAUCUCUUGUGAAACCCGGGGAAAUGUUUAGAACUGUAUGGACUUAAACUUCGCUACUUUCAUUACAACUUGUCAACUAGUGUUUCAGCACAGCGCCGGAUAUUUGAAGUAUGUUCGGUAGAGCAAGGACUGGUGGUGUUCUCUCCGCUCCACCUGAGUGCAAUCUAGCUGUUCUGGGAACAAUGGGCUCCGGGAAGUCAGCUCUGACAGUGAAAUUCCUCACUAGACGCUUUAUCACUGAAUAUGACCCCUAUCUGGAAGACACAUAUUCUUCAGAGGAGACUGUGGACCAGCAGCCUGUCAUAGUGAAAGUGAUGGACACAACUGACCAGGAUGGGCCGGUGGACUGUGAGCGUUACCUCGCAUGGGCCAGCGCUUUUCUGGUGGUGUACAGCAUAGCAGAACGCCAUACUUUUGAGGGCUGCCAACCCUACCUGGACAUCCUGGCCCUGCACUCAAGUGGAGAAACCCCCCAACCCCCCGUCAUCCUGCUUGGGAACAAGGUGGACAUAGAAAGAUACAGGCAGGUGAGCAGGUGUGAGGGUGUGGCCUUGGCUUCGCGGUACGGCUGUCUGUUCUUCGAGGUUUCGGCCUGCCUGGACUUCCUGUCUGUGCAGCAGGUGUUCCACGAGGCGGUGCGUGAGGUGAGGCGGGGGGAUGAUCGCGAGGGGGCUCCGCUCCUGCGGCCGCUCUACAUCAACGAGGACAAACCCCCGUCCGGGUUGUCCACCUCGCCGCCCCUGCCCCCCCUGGCCACCGCCAAACUUGUGAGCGUCAAGUCCUCCCGUGCCCAGAACAAGCGCCGUGCCCCCACCCUCACGCUCAAGGGCUUCAAGAUCUUCUGACCUCAACCGCAAAAACAACCUCAUCCAGUCCUGUGUGGAAGUGAGAAGUUCAACAGAGAGAGUGCUCACGAGCACCUCUCACAGGGAGCUCCAGGACCAGCCUGACUGCAGUUCUUAUCAUUUACUCACAAACCUGGACCAAAUUACGCAUUUCCUUUGCCUUACGGAAGGGUUACAGCAAAUGCAUGGCUUUAGAAGCGCUAACAUGCUUCCUUUGAUGGACAUGCUUUGGUAGCAGUGUAGCAGAAUGGCUCCUGAACUGGAUUUGUAACUGGGGCAAUGGACUUUAUUGGACUUUAUAAGAUAGCUGAGAAUGCUCCUUUUACAUCACCACUGCUGGGUUGUUGCUGAUUCAAAAUCAAGUUAGAACAGACAGGGAAACCCCACCAGGUGGGGCUGUACUGUUCUUCUACAGCAUUCACUGAAGAAAUUAGGUUUGUGUACAUAUAGGCCUUCUAAAUGUAUUGUGAAUAGCAACAUUUUUGUUUCAGUGUAAUACAUACCCUGGUACCCAUUUACUUUUUUUUAUUAAACAGUCAGAAAUCCCAGGCAAUGACAUCAGGCACACACACAUAUUUUUUAUGCAUUGGUAAUGAACAUAUUUAUACGUAUAUCUAUGACAUAUCAGCACCAUGACAUGAUAUUGAAAAUGUAUUAUCAUAAUACUAUGUACUGCAAUUGCAAUCUGUUUUUUGUGAUGUUCUGUUCAUAAAUGCAUCAGGGGUGCUUUAUGAACACAGUUCAUAUAAGUUAUUAGCAAAUGAAAUAUAAAACAAUCA
Molecule: messenger RNA, 1752 nt
Organism: Conger conger (European conger)
Lineage: Eukaryota; Metazoa; Chordata; Actinopteri; Anguilliformes; Congridae
Product: ras-like protein family member 12
Exons: 6
Coding region: 239-973 (244 amino acids)
Molecular function (GO): GTP binding; GTPase activity
Source: RefSeq, a predicted model, not a curated record